AUGACUCAUCACCAGCUGACCAGGACUCUCUGUUCUCUGGGAGGAAACUGCACAUCCUUCCUGUCUGAUCAUCAUCACAGCAGGAUGUCGAAGGUUCUCCACCUUCAUGGCCACAUCCCAACACACCACACUCACCUGAAGCCUCACCUGUUCCCCACGGUUGACGUUCCUGACCACACCCACUACAUCAUCGGCUCUGUCAUCCUGUUGGUAGGGGUGAUGGGCAUGCUGGGAAACGGUCUGGUCAUCUACGUGUUCUGUCGCAGUCCGACACUUCGUUUGCCCAGCAACCUGCUGGUGGUCAACCUGGCGGCAGCAGACUUCAUGAUGUCUCUGACGCAGUCUCCCGUCUUCUUUGUGUCCAGCCGACAUCACCACUGAGUGUUUGGGGAGCUCGCCUGUGAGCUGUACGCUUUCUGUGGCGCGUUGUUUGGCAUCACCUCCAUGAUUACACUGACAGCCAUCGCGGUGGAUCGCUGCCUGGCCAUCACGCGGCCACUGGCUCUGCUGGGCGGGGUGAGUCGUGAGCGGGUGUGGGCGGUGCUGGUGGGGGUGUGGUUGUACUCUCUAGGGUGGAGUCUGCCACCGUACUUAGGGUGGAGCGCCUACAUCCCUGAAGGCCUGCAAACGUCCUGCAGCUGGGACUACAUGAGCUUCACCACCGCUGUGCGCACCUACACCAUUCUGCUGUUCGCCUUCGUCUUCUUUGUCCCGCUCUGUCUCAUCGCUGGCUGCCACUACGCCAUCUUCCAGGUGGUGCGGGAGGCAGCUCAGGAGGCGGAGCAGCUGAACUGUGGUGAGACCAACAAGGCGUACGAGUGUCUGCUCAGUGACUGGCGGUUGGCUAAAGUUGCUCUGGGAGUGAUCCUGCUGUUCGUCAUCUCCUGGUCACCGUACUCUGCUGUAGCUCUGACCGCCACAGCGGGCUACACCCACCUACUGACGCCCUACAUGAACUCAGUUCCUGCUGUCAUAGCAAAGGCCUCCGCCAUUCACAACCCCAUCAUCUACGCCAUCACACACCCAAAGUACCACGCCGCCAUCGGCUGCCACGUCCCACUGCUGCGCCCUCUGCUGCGGCUGCAUGAAAAGGACCUGCGCUCAUCUUUCAGCUCCAGCAGCACUUCAUCUCGCCGAGCCACGCUCACUGGUCAGAGCCCACCAGGAGUCCAGCUCAGCGCCGGCGUCUGGGCCAACAGCCAAUGGAGGAAGACCCGACUGUCUUCAGCGUCUGACAACGAGUCUUGCUGGACGGAGAGCAAAGCUGAUGGAUCCAGUGCUGGGUCAGCGGCCGUCACCAGACAGCUGUCCUCUGACGUCACUGCAGACAACACUGCUGCCCCCAACACCAACCCUGACACCGCCAUGAGCAUCUCUGACCCCACCAUCGCCACCACUGUCCUUAGCCAGCAGAGACGACAGACAGGAGCUGACUCACCCGAUGGGGGCGCUGCAGCCGAGUAAACCAACAAAAACACAACUUAAACAGGAGCACUGCGACAGUUUAGAAACUGACUGAGGUCAUUGUUAGACACAAUAAGUCUGAGAAACAGUAUAUAUAUUAUUAUGUUCAUAUAUUAAUAUUAUUCCAGCACAUCAAUCAAUCAAUCACAGCAACCUGCUUGUUUAAGUAUACACUAUUAUGUUCAACAGUUGUCAUUUUUACUGAUUAAAGAGAUGUUGUUUGACUAACAGUUUGAAUGUUCUUUUGCUGUUUGUUUGUGUGAUGUGCCUGGGAAACAAGUUCCACUCAUACAUGCCUCUGUACACAACAGUUCUUUUACCCCAAUUAGAUUUCACAGUUGGCAAUGCAAAAUAUCCACCAGCCGCAUGUCUAGUGAAAUAUUCAUGGUUAUCAGCGCUGUAGCAUAGCUCUUGGUAAAAUACAUGAGGAGUCUUUGUUAUGAUCACAUUUCUAAUGAAUAAUAAUAAUGAAUAAAUUAAUCUGUCGCUAACCAUUAACCAGCCAAGAUUCAUAUGCAUUUUAAUGACACUUGACAUCAAACUACAACCAAGAACAAUGCGUGCAGCUCUGUUUUGUAUUUUUUUGUAGUUUUGCAAUCAUAUCUGCAGUUGCAUUUGCCCAAACUGCAUGGCAAUAGUCAAGAUUUGAUAUAAUUAAGGCUUGAAUUGCUAGUCUAGUUGAUUUUGGAGUUAGGCAUGCCCUGUGUCUUCGUAUUAUAGAAAUGCCAUGCCAUCUUAUUUAUAUGUGUUUUCCAUGAUAAUUUUUCAUCAUUGACUAUUCCCAGCAGCUUGGUCUCCUGCACCUGCUUGAUACUGCCCUGUUUUAUUUUAAGAUUUAACUGUGGGUUAUCCUGAUGUUGAAAUUUGAGCCUAAUAUCAUGCAGUUAGUUUUUGAUACAUUCAGAACUAUUUUAUUACAAUUUAUCCAGUGUUCAUCUGUUUAUAACUCCUUGAUUAAAACUGUAUUUAGCUCACUGGCUGUAAAUGCAGAGGCAUAUAUGGUCGAAUCGUCAGCAUACAUGGCUAAAGUGGCUCUGUUCAAAAUUUGUGACAGAUCAUUUGUAAAAAUAGUAAAUAGUAAUGGACCCAAGCAACUACCCUGUGGCACCCCACAUGUCAAAGCUCGCACAUCAGAAAAGCAACCGUUGUAGAAAACUGUUCUGUGCAUCCUGUCUGUAAGAUAGCUUUUAAUCCAUGUCAAGGAUAACAGAUCAAA
Molecule: messenger RNA, 2680 nt
Organism: Epinephelus lanceolatus (giant grouper)
Lineage: Eukaryota; Metazoa; Chordata; Actinopteri; Perciformes; Serranidae
Gene: opn4.1
Product: opsin 4.1
Biological process (GO): visual perception; G protein-coupled receptor signaling pathway
Cellular component (GO): membrane
Molecular function (GO): G protein-coupled receptor activity
Source: RefSeq, a predicted model, not a curated record